AUGCAGCUCGCUCUCUCUUUCUCCACCCUGCUCGCCAGCGUCCUCCUCCUUCUUUCCGCCGCCGACGUCCAGGCCGUGCCUGUCAAGCGCUCCAAGACCAUCACCCUCCCUCUCACCCGCAUCCACCAGAACCGCGGAGAUGUUCAUCCUUCGGUGCUCCUCCAGCAGCACAUCAACCGCGGCCAGCGUCGUAUCGCGCGCAUGAAGGGCGUUUCCCCGCCCAGCAAGCGCGACCUCGAGGAGGCCAUUUUGAAGCGGCUCUACAUCCCCCAGAACGGUCGCCCCCACUUCAAGCGUUUCAACCGCGGCGGCACCGCGUCUCACCCGAACUCGCUCGUCGAGGAAGACGAGGACGAGGCCGAUGACGAAGACGCGGAGGACGACGAGACCUCGGAACUGUCCGCGCUCGGCCACAAGCACAAGACCCCGGCAACCGACACCAACGAGGCUGCGCGCAAGAAGAAGGGCAAGGGCGGCAAUGCCACCGCCGCCGCCGCCGCCGGCACCAACGUCGUCAGCAGCUCGACCGCGGCUGCUGCCGCCAAGGCGAACCUCACGCCUGCCAGCGACCCAACCGGCAACAACUCGCUCGGUCUUGACAUCGAGGGUAGCGACGUCGGUUACAUUGCGACGGUCCAGAUGGGCACCCCUCCUCAGGACUACAGGCUUCUCAUGGACUCCGGUUCCGCGGACCUCUGGGUCGCGGGCGAGAGCUGCCAGUCUGAGGGUGGCGGCACCUGUGGCCCCCACACCACGCUCGGGACCACCAGCUCCUCGUCCUUCAAGGACAGCGGCAAGGCGUUCGAGGUUACCUACGGCACUGGCCACGUUACUGGUACCAUCGUCACGGAUGACAUCACGGUCGCCGGCCUGACCCUCUCUGCCCACUCGUUCGGCGCCGCCGCCACUGAGUCGACCGACUUCUCGGACUCCUCCGUUCCCUUCGAUGGUCUCAUGGGCCUCGCUCAGUCGACCCUUUCCAACCAGCAGGUCCUGACCCCCGUCGAGUCCAUGGCCAAGGCCGGCCUCAUCACCGACGCUAUCACCUCGUACAAGAUCUCCCGUGUCUCUGACGGCACCAACGACGGCGAAAUCACCUUCGGCGGCCUCGACGAGACCAAGUUCGACUCCGCGACGCUUACCACCUUCAACAACGCCGCUUCCGGCCAGGCCGCCGGCUUCUGGGAGGGCGCGAUGGACGCCGUGACCGUCGACGGCACCGACACUGGGCUCACUGGCCGCACCGCGAUCCUCGACACCGGCACCACCCUCAUCAUCGCUCCCACUGCCGACGCUGAUGCGGUGCACAAGCUCAUCUCCGGCGCGCAGUCCGACGGCCAGGGCGGGUUUGUCAUCCCGUGCAACACCAACUCGACCGUCGCGCUGUCGUUCGGCGGCACCUCGUUCGACAUCAGCACGAAGGACCUCGUCUUCGCCCAGGCGGACAACACCGGCACGAACUGCAUCUCUGGCAUCUCCUCGGGCCAGAUCAUCGACGCCACGACCUGGCUGGUUGGCGACGUGUUCCUCAAGAACGCCUACUUCUCCACCGACGUCACGAAGAACACGAUCUCGCUCGCGAAGCUUGUCUGA
Epithele typhae is the source of this 1593-nucleotide messenger RNA. Its product is annotated as acid protease. The record is from RefSeq and is a predicted model, not a curated record. Gene Ontology annotation, molecular function: aspartic-type endopeptidase activity. NCBI's taxonomy places the organism in Eukaryota, Fungi, Basidiomycota, Agaricomycetes, Polyporales, Epitheliaceae. Gene Ontology annotation, biological process: proteolysis. The transcript has 6 exons. Bases 1 to 1593 code for a protein of 530 amino acids.